AUGAGUCAAGCUGAAAUCCGAGCUCAGAAGAAACGCGAGCAAAAUGAGCGCCGGCUUUCAGUUCAACGCAACAACCCAUAUUUCUCUAUUCGGUCCCAGAGUGACAGCGAAAGCGCAAAGCCCAAUCCAUCGACCACCCUCAAACCCCCUCCAGAUUCAGGUCAGCGGACUUGUCCUCCAGACUUACCAUUGACGACUCCGAUGUCUUGGAGUGAAGAGUGCGCUUCACCUGUGCCGUAUCACAUUUCACGCCCAACGCUUACAUCAAAUUCGGUAAGCGAUAACAUAUCCCCAAAUAUAGCGGCAACAACAACUAGUACAGUGACAUGUUUUACUAACUCUAUCGCGCCAACAACAACAACAAGCACACCGGUACCUGCCGACUGCACAGCGGUGUCAACAGCCCGGCCUAUUCUUGCUGCACAAGCACAAAUUAACUUGAGUGCAAGCACUGGCAACAAAGGUAAAGCGCAAGAAAAGUUGAAAACCAAAACAACUAAAAUUGCGGCCAUACAGACUGGAAUGGACCGCUAUGUUACAAUAAAAAGAAAACUUAGUCCGCAAAAUUCAACGGGCAGUAAGACAAAAAUAAACCGCCUUACCUCAACUCGGCAAGUCAGUACGAAUAGAUUUGCACUGNCCAACUCAGUAAGUCAGUACGAAUAG
This is a messenger RNA of Rhagoletis zephyria (snowberry fruit fly), 666 nucleotides long. RefSeq lists its product as uncharacterized. Lineage: Eukaryota; Metazoa; Arthropoda; Insecta; Diptera; Tephritidae. The record is from RefSeq and is a predicted model, not a curated record.